Messenger RNA from Nicrophorus vespilloides, 1325 nucleotides. Its product is annotated as C-type lectin 37Db-like. The coding region runs from base 711 to 1262 and encodes 183 amino acids. Gene Ontology annotation, cellular component: external side of plasma membrane. NCBI's taxonomy places the organism in Eukaryota, Metazoa, Arthropoda, Insecta, Coleoptera, Silphidae. The record is from RefSeq and is a predicted model, not a curated record. Gene Ontology annotation, biological process: biological process involved in interspecies interaction between organisms. Gene Ontology annotation, molecular function: carbohydrate binding. The transcript is spliced from 6 exons.
CAAUAAAUUCAAAGUGAAUUCUAAUAUAAAUGCCAAUGUUGAUAUUUUCAAGUUUCACCCACUUGUAACGUCUGAUAAGUUAGAAUCGUUCUUGAAGAGUAAUAUAGACGGUGUCGUUCUAAUUACAUAUGGAUCUGGCAACAUUCCCACAAAUGACAAAAUCAUUCAAAUCCUUAAGGAGGCUGCAGAAAGAGGAAUUAUCAUUGUUAAUGUUACCGAUUGUCUUCAUGGUUCUGUAAAUCCCCCUUACAAAACCUCGAACAUUUGCGAGGAUAUUGGUAUUCUGCCAGGGUACGACAUUACCACUGCUGCAGCUUUAAUGAAAUUAUGUUAUGUUUUGGGAUUUAGAAAUCUUUCGCUUGAGGAAAAGAAAAUUAUGAUGAUGACAAAUCUUCGUGGAGAAAUAACCAAAGUCUAAAAAACUUCAUUUAUAUUGUAACGCAAAGUGUAUUCAAACAUUGCUGUAUAUUAUAUUAUUUGUAAUUUUCUUUUACAAUGGAUGCUUAAUAACACGUGUUUUCGAUUGUAAUAUGUUACAAUUGAUAUUAUGAAUGUUGUGUUUAUAAUACAAUAAUACAAUAAAUCGUUUAAUGAAUCAGUUUGUUGUUGAAAGAACGAGUUUUUCAUUGCAACAAAUGAUUUCAUUGUUUGAUUUACGUAAGUGUCGUUUCAGAUAAACUCCGUACAAUGAGAUGCGAUAAUGGCGAAAAAUGUUAACGACAGUCGAGAUUAGUAUAAAAACCCGCGAAUUUCCAUCGAUCCACCACAAUGUCCGAACCAUGAAUUUGACAAAAGCAUCGGAUUUUCUGCUGCUCCUUCUCCUCGCAUCAACAUCUUUGUCUCAACCGACGUACAACAGGAGCACGUAUGUCUACAAGAACAAGGUGUACCACAUCGAAACGUUCUUCAAGACUACGUUUUAUUCGGCUUUCAUGUACUGCAACAAACUGGGCAUGAACUUGCUGAUGAUAACCGCCGAGGAUGAGUUCGAUAAGAUCACAGACUUCAUCAAAUCCAAAGUAAAGUACGAGAAAGAUCUGAUGUUUUGGACGGCCGGCGCGGCUGUCGAACCCAAAGAAUUCCAUUGGAUGUACACGGGAUUACCAGUGGAAUUGAAUACCAGAUGGCUGCAGGGUGAACCCAACAACCUUUCCGGUUCCGAAUAUUGCCUUCAGCUCUGGAUGAACAAACCCAGCGUAUUCGUCCUCAACGAUCAAUCGUGCACGACAAAAUCCUACUUCGUUUGCCAGACAACCAAUUAGAAGCCUAGAAACGUGUGCAAAACAUUUGAAGCAAUAAAACAAAACAAAAAUGAAUAAUUCAAA